UGGAGGCCCCACCCUUUGUGUUACCUACCGCCCGUCAAUCAAAAUAUAAAAAAAUUGACAGUUUAUCACCUAUUUUUACGCGUAUACAAUCUUUUGAAUGUGCUGAUAAUGUCCGGUGGCUUGUGACUAUCAAGAUUCUUCGUUUCACGACAAGUCACGCAAUGACUGCCCCAGAAAAGCCGAUUAAAUCAGAAGAUAUGGCUGACGUGGACAGCAGUCAAAUGGACUUUCUGCAGCAGGUACAAGGCAGGGGUAACCAGGACACUCAGCCAUCAUCACCCCUCGACCUGCUAGCAACCACCUGCACUAAGGUUGGGUCACCGUCUUCAGAGGUGGACAGAGGUGCUGCAGCUGAAGUGACAUCAGAUCUCACUGGGACUGGUAGAUGGGAGGUCUUAACCCCCACGACAGCAGCAAAGGAUGAAUCUGGAAUGCUACAGAUCCAAAGUCAAGGAAUAUUAACAUCGAACGGACAGUAUGUUCUUCCUUUUCAGAACUUACAAAGUCAGCCAAUCUUUGUGACGUCGGGAACGGACGGCUCCGCCAAUUCAGUGCCUAACAUUCAGUACCAAGUAAUUCCUCAGAUUCAGACAGCCGAUGGACAGCUGAGCUUCUCCACUUCUGGAGUGGAAGGAGCGACUCUGACUCAGGAUGCCACGGGGCAGAUUCAGAUCAUGUCUGAUGGCAGUCUCACUGCAAACAUCCUUAAUAACAACCAGAACCUCAUAUCACAGACUGGUCAUGUCCAGCAGCUCCAGGGGGUUUCUCUUAGCAGCUCCACCUUCAACAACCACGGCCAGGUUGUUACAAAUGUGCCUAUGAGUUUGCCUGGGAACAUUACUUUUGUUCCUAUUAACAGUGUGGACUUGGACUCCCUCGGCCUCUCUGGUGCUCAGACUAUAGCAACAGGGAUCACUGCCGACGGCCAGCUUAUCAUGACGAGUCAGCCUAUGGACGGCUCAGAGGGUCUGGAGAAGACAGAUAAUCACCUCUCACAGACACUACAAGUUAAUGACUCAAAUGCAAAUCACGAGAUCUAUGUGCCAACGUCUUCCUCUCAGCUACACAUUCCAGGGAGCGAAUCAGGUCUGCUGACACAAGGCGCUUCAUUGUCAUCGGGGGUUACACAGCAAACCGAUUCGAGUUCUGGUCUCCAGGAGGGCUACAUCCAACAGAACCAGGAGCAGAGCAUCCAGGUGUCUGCAGCUCAGUCCAUCAUCCAGCUGCAGCAGGUUCCUAUUCAGACCUCCAACGGUCAGAUGGUCCAGUCCAUGGCCACAGGUGGGCAGAACAUGCAAAACGUGCAGCUGAUCAACCCAGGAACCUUCAUCAUCCAGGCCCAGACCGUCACGCCGUCGGGUCAGAUUCAGUGGCAGACGUUUCAGGUGCAGGGUGUGCAGAACCUGCAGAACCUCCAGCUGCCCACCACACCGCCCCAGCAGAUCACCCUGGCUCCGGUCCAGACUCUGUCCCUGGGAUCCAAUCAAGUCAGCAUCGGACAGGGUCAGAUUCCCAACCUGCAGACAGUGACGGUCAACACAAUGGCCCAACAAGAAGGAGACACGAUAAACGUUGGAGACAUUCAGAUAAAAGAAGAGCCGGACUCUGGAGAGUGGCAGCUGAGCAGCGACUCCACCCUGAACACCAGCGACCUGUCCCACCUCCACGUACGGCUGGUGGACGACGACGACCAGCUGGGGCAGGAGGGCAAGAGGCUGCGCCGAGUGGCCUGCACCUGCCCCAACUGUAAGGAGGCCGGGGGGAGAGGAUCAAGCACGGGGAAGAAGAAGCAGCACAUCUGCCACAUCGCUGGCUGUGGGAAAGUUUACGGGAAGACAUCGCACCUGCGAGCCCACCUGCGCUGGCAUUCAGGGGAGCGACCUUUCGUCUGCAGCUGGAUGUUCUGUGGGAAGAGGUUCACACGCAGCGACGAGCUGCAGAGACACAGGAGGACUCACACAGGAGAGAAGAAGUUUGUCUGCCCAGAAUGUUCCAAGCGUUUCAUGCGGAGCGACCACCUGGCGAAGCACAUUAAAACUCAUCAGAACAAAAAAGCCGUGAACUCUGGCAGCGCUGUGAUGGCCUCGAUGGAGUCUGCGGGGUCCUCAGACAGUAUCAUCACCACGGCAGGCGGGACCACCCUCAUCCUCACCAACAUCCAGCAGGGCUCCAGCGCCGCCCAGGACAUCCUGGCCAACGCAGAGAUCCCGCUGCAGCUCGUCACCACGGUAGCCGCCAGCGAAGUCAUGGAGUGACUUACACUCGGCUGAUGAACUUCUGAAACCUCUCUCAUACUGUAUACUCCUACCUGCAUUUCUAUUCAAGUUUUGAAGACAAAUUAUAAAUAUAUAUAUAUAUAUAUUUUACCACAGAAAUAGUCAGCCCAUGUCCAGCCCCGGUCUUUACUGAGGAGUGGAGGCUAAAAGAAGGUAGAGGUGAAAAAAGACUUUGCGGUAAACACACAAGGAAAUGCCUUAUUUUGUACUAUACUGUGUCGUUGGAAAAUGUAGGAUGCCAUUUUGUUUUGAAUCAACAUUUUUUGUUUGUGCUUUUCACGAAGAAAUUAUUGGUAAGUUGAGCAAUUUUCUCUUCGCCUUUUUUUUUGAUGGUAUAUUAUUAUGAUGUCCUUGGUAAGCAAGGUUUGUUCCAUCCUUUGAGCAAAGACUAAAUCUCACAACAGAGCUAAUUUUAUCCAGCUGAAGUAAUGUUAUUGCUUACGUCCAUGCAAAUAUAUUCAUGUUGUUGUUUUUUUUUAAUAUUAUGCAUAUAUUUUUCAGCGUCCUCUUGCUUACAGUCUGUUCGCAAAUUAGCGAGCCCUCCUUCCUCCAGUUUUUUGAGAAACUUUUGCUCACAUUUGCUACAUUUCGCAGGUGAAAAUCAAAACAAUCAACAUUUUGUACUGAAAUUCCUUUUAGCAUUUACUGUUGUUAUGAUACACGUUAUUUGCUUAUUAAAUAUUUUGACUGAACCAUUAUUUUAUAUUUGGUCUUUAUAAGGACGAUGCAUUUAUUAUUCUUACAGUCCAAAAUAUUUGAAAUGGCUCUACUAUAUGUCAUUUAAAUGUGUUUUUGUAAAACUUUUUUGGAUAACUUAAAAAAAAAAAAAAGAAUUGUAAUAUGAAGAAGAAAAGCCAUUUCUUUUGGUGGUAAUUGCCAAAUUUUACCACAAACUCAGGGUGACUUGUGACUGUGUGAAACAAUAAGAGUAAAUCACCCCCGCAGCUUCCAAUGCCACGCUAGUGACGUUGAUAGGAAAUGUUAUUUGAUGAUGGACCAAAAGCUGAGGUGAAUUAAGCUGUCACCAUGUUACCACUUCUCGUUGAAUUCUACCAUGUCAGUUUUUACGAUAAGGACAACCCCCGGUUCACGUUAUAGAAACAGCUUCGCAGAAUUCUCGUCGGUAUCUUGCUCCAUCCUGCAGUGGGAUACAUGUAGUGUAUUCCUGAAAGCGGUACUCUUUUUAACAGCACUAUUCUCAUCACGUUCAUCUUGUUGUUAAUCCUUUUUGUAUAAAAAAAAAUGUUUUGUAUACUUCCCAAGAAACUGUCCUUUAUAUCCACUGUCAGUAAAUGUACAACUGUCUUGGUGUUAAUACUUAUUCUUUAACUGUGUGUUGCAUUCACAUGUUAUUAUAUGUUUUUUAUUUUAACCUAUAUACCCCCCCCCCCCUUCCAACUGUUUGAAUACACAAGGAACAGUGAAUUCUGGUGGCAUAUUUGAUCGAUUUCUCUUUUCUUUUUGUCAAACAUAAUGCACGUGAUCAUUGUUGCUCUCGUGGCCUCUUCAGGAGAUUACCCCUUAACAGCGUCUUUAUAUUGUACUCAAAACUGAAGGUUUGUUCUCAGUCAAAAAUCUUCUGUAUAAAUAUGUCAAUAUAACAUCAAUAUAAACCUUUCUGU
This is a messenger RNA of Notothenia coriiceps (black rockcod), 3898 nucleotides long. RefSeq names its product sp3a transcription factor (gene sp3a). The record is from RefSeq and is a predicted model, not a curated record. NCBI's taxonomy places the organism in Eukaryota, Metazoa, Chordata, Actinopteri, Perciformes, Nototheniidae. Gene Ontology annotation, molecular function: RNA polymerase II cis-regulatory region sequence-specific DNA binding; DNA-binding transcription factor activity, RNA polymerase II-specific. Gene Ontology annotation, biological process: regulation of transcription by RNA polymerase II. Bases 162 to 2255 code for a protein of 697 amino acids. The transcript has 7 exons.